AUGGGUCGAUAUAAGCGAAUUCCUACGAAAAACCGCAAGAAAUUGAAGUCAGUUGAUCCGUUCAACAGUAAGGCGGCAGCAUUAAGAGCAGAAGCAGUCAGGAGUACUGACACUGAAGUUGAUCGUGCUUGUUUAGCUGAAGCAAAAAGAAAUGGCAUCCGCAUGGGUCGUUUCGAGACUGUCCGAAACUUUGUACGGCGUGUCGAGCGAAUGACACAUUUGGCCAUUAAGGAUCAUGAGAUUUUGAUCAGACAAGGCUUGGUAGGGCGGAAAGAAACGGACAUCGCUACUGAUUUCAAACUGUUAGAAGAGAAGGAAAAAAGGAGGAAAGAGCAGAGUAAAAACGAAAUACGGAACAAAAUAAAAGCAGCUAGAAGAAAACGAGAGAGCCAUGCUAAAAUUAAAGAGCGAAACGAGGAUUUGGUCGAAAAAGAGGAAGAGACCGACGUGAUGACUAAAGUAAAAUUGUUAUUUUCCAUAGAAACUGGGAGGAUUAAAAUGAUUGCUGUGGAAAUAUUGCAUUCAGAAGUGCUCGCGUUUGGAGAACGUUACGACGCCCCACCAGAAUACAAAGGACCCUUGAAGGAUGUGAUGAAUCCGUUGAUGGCGAAGGUAUCACUACUACGGCAACGUUUGCUUUUUUUUUACCUUAAAAAACUCUCAACGAUUUCCGGAAAUUCUGUAUUGAAAACUCUCCAUAUCACUGCGGUGAAAUUCGUUUGGUAG
This is a messenger RNA of Angiostrongylus costaricensis, 726 nucleotides long. The record is from the annotation of a GenBank genome assembly. NCBI's taxonomy places the organism in Eukaryota, Metazoa, Nematoda, Chromadorea, Rhabditida, Metastrongylidae.